Molecule: messenger RNA, 1381 nt
Organism: Hyla sarda
Lineage: Eukaryota; Metazoa; Chordata; Amphibia; Anura; Hylidae
Gene: MCUR1
Product: mitochondrial calcium uniporter regulator 1
Exons: 10
Coding region: 265-1005 (246 amino acids)
Biological process (GO): positive regulation of mitochondrial calcium ion concentration; calcium import into the mitochondrion
Cellular component (GO): mitochondrial inner membrane; mitochondrion
Source: RefSeq, a predicted model, not a curated record
UGUGUGCUGACUCGGCACGUUGGUCAGCUGUGAGGGACGGUGAAUCUUAUGAGGCGCAGGAUUUUUCACCACAGGCAAAUGUAACGAGUAACUCUCCCUCAGGACCCCGCCCUCUCUUCUCUGUGGAAUGCGUCAGGACGUCUAAAGCACGUAGCUGUGGUGUGACGUCAGACGCCGGCAUGAGAUCAGUUUUCGCAAGUGUCCGUAACUCCAGGAGCAGGUCACAUCGCGGACGGCCAUAGCUUUAGCUGCAGACUUUCUACCAUGGAGCUGACGCUGCGAUCUACAUACUGCUGUGUGAGGCAUAUGCGCUCCAUAGCUGCAAAGAGGCCACGCACUGGAGUUUUUAAUGUGUUGGGUUCUUCAACAAGACAUAUACAGGAAAGGACCACAUUUUCAUCAGUGGGGAAGAAACUCUUCUUUGACACUCAUGCAGUUGUUCAGAUCCUGGAGGCCAAAGGAUUUACAACCCAGCAGUCGGAGAUGAUCAUGUCGGCAUUGCUUAAAAUUCUGAAUGUCAACAGGGACCUCAUAUAUCAGGACAUGGUUUCCAAAGUACAGCAGGAGAUCAGUCUUCAGCAGGUCAUGUCACACAUUGCCUCCACAAAAAAGGACAUGAUCAUCUUGGAGAAAAGUGAAUUCUCAGCUCUCAGAGCAGAAAAUGAGAAAUUAAAGAGCGAGCUAGAGCAACUGAAGAAACAAUCGAUUGAUGAAAUUGUCAAGGUCCGUGCAAAUAACAAAUUAGAUUUUAAUUUGGAGAAAAGCGAAGUAAAAGAAAUGUACGCCGAUAAUGGACGGAAACUUUUGGAACUUCGAACAGAAAUAGUAGAAAUGCAUUCCCAACAAGAUAGAGCACUGACUCAAACAAGAAGGAAGAUUGACACAGAAGUAGCAGGAAUAAAGACUAUGUUAGAGUCACAUAAACUUGAUACCAUCAAAUACCUUGCAGGAUCUGUGUUUACAUGCCUGACGAUAGCUCUGGGUUUUUACCGCUUGUGGAUGUAACGGUAUUGACCUGCACAGUUUAGAGACUAUAAUGUAUGUAUGACUAUUAAGUGCCAUUUGUUGUCGUAUUUAUUUUGACAAGCAGCUGCCUAACCAAAGAAUGGUGAACAACGCACACGAACCACACAACAUGGCGUGAAUGUUAAUGGUUUUCCGUCCACUGAAUAAACGGUGCUAUAUAUUAAGUAUUCUCAUUUUGCUGCUGAAUAACCUAAAGCUACAGAAAUUCCUGCACACAAUACUGCCUUCUAUGGAUGCAACAUGUUUCUAUGCCUAUUCUUUUCUGUCUGCUGAGAUAUUUUUUAAUAACUCAAACAAUCUGGCUGAUGUACAAUAUAUUAAUGGGAUGUGUCCCAGAAAAACAUUACAUUUUUAA